AUGGCUGAUAAUACCGAUUUUGAGCCUUUGGAACCUUCUCUGAGAAACGUUAUAGAACAGAAAUCUUUACGGUGGAUUUUUGUUGGAGGAAAAGGUGGAGUUGGAAAGACUACAUGCAGUUGUAGUCUCGCUGUCCAACUUUCCAAAGUGCGGGAGUCUGUUUUAAUAAUUUCAACAGAUCCAGCCCACAACAUUUCUGAUGCUUUUGAUCAGAAAUUUUCAAAGGUGCCAACAAAAGUUAAAGGCUUUGAAAAUCUAUUUGCAAUGGAGAUUGAUCCAAAUGUUGGUUUAACUGAAUUACCAGAGGAAUAUUUUGAAGGAGAGGCUGAAGCUAUGAGGCUUGGUAAAGGUGUUAUGCAAGAGAUAGUCGGUGCCUUUCCCGGUAUUGAUGAAGCUAUGAGUUAUGCAGAGGUCAUGAAACUAGUCAAAGGUAUGAACUUCAGUACUGUUGUUUUCGACACUGCACCAACUGGUCACACUCUGCGUUUGCUUUCCUUCCCUCAAGUUGUUGAGAAAGGACUUGGCAAGCUGAUGCGGUUGAAAUCAAAAGUAGCUCCAUUCAUUAACCAAGUUGCAUCCCUCUUUGGUCUCGCCGACUUCAAUUCUGACAUGUUCAGCAACAAAAUGGAUGAGAUGUUGUCUGUUAUUCGACAAGUCAACACCCAAUUCAAGGACCCAAAUCAAACGACGUUCGUGUGUGUUUGUAUCGCUGAGUUCCUGUCUUUAUACGAAACGGAGCGACUCGUGCAAGAGUUAACUAGAUGUGGCAUUGAUACGCAUAAUAUAAUUGUGAACCAGUUGUUGCUAAAGACUUCCGCGCCCUGCCAACUUUGUACUGCCAGGCAUAAAGUACAAGAGAAGUAUCUAGAGCAAAUCGCUGAUCUAUACGAAGACUUCCACGUCACCCAAUUACCGCUUUUAGACAAAGAAGUCAGGGGUGCUGACGCGGUAAAAUCGUUUUCAGAACAUCUAGUUAAACCAUACGUUCCGCCUCCAUCGUCGUAA
Molecule: messenger RNA, 1005 nt
Organism: Leptosia nina
Lineage: Eukaryota; Metazoa; Arthropoda; Insecta; Lepidoptera; Pieridae
Source: the annotation of a GenBank genome assembly